UUUUUGUUUGAUUGGUGUGGAGAGGAUAUACAGUGGAUUUUUGCUUCGAAUAUUUUUUUAUAUCCUUACCCGUAUAGUUUGUUUAUUUCAUAGAUUUUGUUAUUAUUAUGAAUAACAUAUCCGAUCCACUAGCAACAAUGAUGAUAAAAAUUACCAAUAACGAUGAACAAUCAUCUAGUUUAGAUUAUUGUAUCGAUGAAAUUCAACAUAAUGACAGUGAUCAAAAACAAUCUUGUUUCAUCAAUUCUUUAAGUAAUAUGAUGGCAACUAAAAAUAAUAAUGUUGUUGAUGGUGAUUAUGAUGAUGAUAAUGAUCAAAAACAACAAACAUUAUCUGAAUGUGAUGAUUUAUUUAGCCAAUAUCGUUUAGAAUGUGAAAAAUGGCUACUUGAUGAUUCAUUAAUUGCUAGUCUAGAUCAAGAGAAAUACAUAAGUCUUUUACGUAAUAUGGUUAAAGAUUUACUUGAUCAAAAUGAAUGUCUUGUAUCAAACAUAAUGGAAAUCAAACAAGAAUCGGCUAAUCGUAUCAAUGAAUUACGACGAAAUCUUGAAAAUACAGCUGCCCGUACUGAAGAAGUGAUGCUUUCAUUACAAUCACAUGAAUUAUGUUUGAAAAAUUUUGUUCAACAACAUUGCUGUGAAUGUUGUGCCUGUGAUAUGCGUCUAUUGGAAUUUAAACUAUGUCAUGGUCCAUAUUGUGAUCAAUUAUUUAAUCAUCCUGAAAAUAUUUCAUCCAAUCCAUUAAAAUCACCAUGCUGGUCAUUCGGUCAUCUUUUAACCUCGGUCGUACAUCAAACAUCACAUUUUCUAACAAAUAAAGAAUCAUCAUCAUCCAAUUGUCUACACAAUGUCAACAGUGAAAUGCGUUUCAUGAAUCUGGUCAAACUUAUUGAUAAAAAAAUACAACAAUUAGAAAUAGAAAAUCAACAGCUACGAAAAGAGAAUGAUAUUAUUCGUGAAUUAAAUUCAUUGAUAAACUGUCGCAAUGGUACUCCAUUAAUGUUGAAUGAAUGGCGUCAUAAUAAUUUUAAUAACCGGAAAUUAUCAUACACUCAACGGACCGAAAAGUCUGAACGAAACCAUAACCAUUAUCAUAAUCCAUCAAAUAGUUGCCAAAGUUGUAGUACAAGUUAUAAUAUGGAUUCACCAUCAAUAUCAUCCACAUCAUCAUCAUCGCUUUGUCUAAGUCCAAACAUUGAUCGUGAUUCAUUAAGUAAUGGUGGUGGUGAUUUUGGCAACCAAACAACAUCUAUGUUGAUGAUGAUGAUGCCUGAUGAUGGUGAUGAUAUCCAAGAAUUGAUUCAUGAUAAAUAUAAUUCAACGCUCACAACAACUUCAAUGAUUAAGAAUAAUGCUUCGAUGUUAAUGAAAGAUGAAAUUAAAAGCAACAAUAAUAAUGAUGAUAAUGAUAAAAGAGAUGAUUGUUCUUUCAUUGAAGAACAAAUGUUGAAUUCAUUAUUCAACUUAGAUUCAAAAACUACAACUGUGGAAAUGAAAAGUAAUUCUAAAAAUGAUCACCAUUCAACCGAUAGACAGAUUAACAAUGGAGGUAUUGUUUAUUAUGAAGAAAAUUGUGAUUCAUGUCGUCUUGAUAAUGAUAGUGGUUGUAGUACGGAUUUAAUACCAUCACAAACGGAUAUGCAAUCAUUGUUGGCAUUAUCGGAUCUAGAUUAUGAUAUGGAUCAUACACAUAAUAAUAAUGAACAUGAAUUAAUUGCCAGAACAAAUGAUGAUGAACAACAAAAAAUGAUGAUGAUGAUGAUGACACUAAGUAGUAGUAGCUCAAUGAACUCAUCUUUACCAACAAUGUCAACCGGAUCAUCACCUCAAUCAUUCACAUCUAAGGACAACGACAUUACUAGAAAUUUUUCUAACCAUAAACAUAAUUAUGUUCACCAAGAUGUUCUUAGUCGGAAACAAAAUCAUAACCAUGACCAGAAUUAUGAUAACAUAAAAGAACCAGAUAAAUCCUUCUGUGAAAGAGUGAAAACGAAUGGAAGUGAUGUCGAAAUCGAACAACUUCGUAUACGAGUAAAUUUAGCCGAUCGUUUAAUUCCGAAAUUAUAUGGAAAACUAUUGUAUUAUAUGAAUCAAAGAAAUCUAGUUUUGUCACAAUUUCGUCAGGAAAAUCGUUUACGUGAAAAAUGUAAACAAGAUCUAUCCGAACUGACCGAAUGUAUUAUUAAUAAUGUUGAUUGUUUUGAAAAAAGAUCGUCAACUAUUUUAGCUUCGAUCAACAAUAAUGAUACUGAUGUAGCAAUUAAAAACAAAAACUUAUCCGAGCAAAAAAUUUCUUGCCGGUAGCUAACAAAUAAUAAUAAUAAUCGAAUUUUUUACGGACCAUUUAA
Molecule: messenger RNA, 2347 nt
Organism: Dermatophagoides pteronyssinus (European house dust mite)
Lineage: Eukaryota; Metazoa; Arthropoda; Arachnida; Sarcoptiformes; Pyroglyphidae
Source: RefSeq, a predicted model, not a curated record